Molecule: messenger RNA, 15135 nt
Organism: Sparassis crispa
Lineage: Eukaryota; Fungi; Basidiomycota; Agaricomycetes; Polyporales; Sparassidaceae
Product: Midasin
Exons: 19
Coding region: 1-15135 (5044 amino acids)
Biological process (GO): rRNA processing; ribosomal large subunit assembly
Cellular component (GO): nucleus; preribosome, large subunit precursor
Molecular function (GO): ATP binding; ATP hydrolysis activity
Source: RefSeq, a predicted model, not a curated record
AUGACAGUGGAGGAUAUUCAUGACCCACUCACGAUAAACCUCAAGAAGCAGACAGCUCGUUUACGCGAACGAAUUUUAUUUGACCAACCUUCCAGCCCCACGGAGCUGUUGCACAUAUUAUCUCGUCUGCUUUAUACUCCUGAAUAUACCACCACUGUAGCAGACAUAUUCCGACCGCUGCUACUUGAUUUGUGCGCAAGGUGGCUCCUCGACGAUGGCAACUCCGAAGACAAGUUUGAAGCGUUGUGUCUAUUGUUGGAGGCACACCCGGAGCUGUAUCCAGUAUUUUCCGUAUUUCUUCGUCGAAAUAGUCUUGUAGAUGGACCCUUGGUAUUCGUCGCUCAGUCAGAGGAUGUCGCGUCGCUCGACGCGCAUAUGCUGCAUCGUAUACUCCUUGGAUAUUACCGCAUCCUACGAGCAAAUAGAGACCUUCCACGAAGCCUCUUAUGGUCACUAUCUCCCCUUUCUAAACUUAUCUGGACGCCCCACCCGGACACAGGUGUUCGGUUUCUUGCAAUUCAGUGCUACGCCGUGCAGUCCGGCAUGAUGGAGGGUGAGCGUGUCAAGUUGGAACAGGAGGUCAUUGGCAGUGUCUCCGAAGUGGACUGUCCUAUCGGAUAUGGGAAGAGCAUCGACGGUUCACCGAGAGCAAUAGAUGGUUGGCUGUUGCCCGUGUACGAGACCAAAAGGGUGGCAGACGCAAGGAAUGCCCACCUACAGCAGCAAGAUUAUUUUUCACUAAAUGAAAACGACUCACAAGUGCCUAUUCAUCCCGCCGAGUUGAGUCCUCUCACCGUAAAUGUCCACGGAAUCCUCAUGCUCCGUUCAUCUGCUCCUACCACUCAGCAAAUGACACUAAUUGAAACACCGACAGCCUCACAAGCAUUGCGUAGGCUGGCCGUGCACCAUUCUCUCCGCGUUCCGACUUUGCUUACUUCUGCUCCUUCUGCGGGAAAAUCACUCCUCUUGUCACACAUCGCUGCGCUGCUCCGCCCUGAAGUCCUUAAUCCCAUUGUGGUGAUUCAGCUUGCUGAUACGUCUCUUGAUGCGCGCUCGCUGCUGGGUUCCUACGUCUCUUCUCCAACUCGCCCCGGCACUUUCGAAUGGAAAGAAGGCGUACUGGUGCGUGUGAUGCGCCAAGGCAAGUGGGUCGUCUUUGAAGAUAUUGAUCGCGCAUCGCUGGAAGUCCUCGGCUUAAUCAAACCCCUGGUCGAGUCGCUCGGGCUGGACAAAUGGAUUGGCGGGCGUGCUGUCCUGAACGUCCCUAACAGAGGGCCAGUGGAAGCGGAAGACGGAUUUGCGAUUUAUGCCACGCGAUCUGUUGCGCCUUCCAGGGAUGGUUCCUUUCCCAACCCUACCUUCUACGGUGCCCACAAGUACCAUGAGAUGGUCGUUCCGUCGCCGACUCUAGGCGAUUUACGGAUGAUUGUUAACUCGAAGUUCCAGAGGCUAUCGGGUGCCGUUGCGAGGCUCCUGAUUGCCUUGUGGGAGGCUGUCGUUGCCCUAGGUAAGGCUACCCCGACUCGCAGCAUCGGUUUGCGCGAACUGCUGAAGCUAUGUAUCCGAGUUGACAAACUCAUUCCGCCAUCACACCAAUCCAUGGAUGUCGAUGUGGAUUCUGGCCAAACUCUCACGCUGUCGGAUAUCUUCCCGAACCCCACCUUUCGGGAAGACAUGUACCUCGAGGCGCGCGACGUGUUUUUUGGCUCAGGCGCUACCACUGCAUCUGCACGCGCUCAUCUGGAUGCUGUUGCUGCCGUUGCUGCGGAACAUCUUGGGCUAUCGCCGGAGAGACGAGACUGGAUAUUGCAAAGCCGCACCCCCGAGUUUGAAGUGGAGAAGGACGUCAAUGGCAAGACUAUCGCAGUGCGCAUCGGACGGACGCGCCUGCGUGCAUACAAGGCCUCUAGCGAGAUCACACCCGCUAUCGCUCGGCCGUUUGCGAUGCAUAGGCCUGCGAUAAUGCUGCUCUCACGCAUUUCUACGGCUGUGUCCCUCAACGAGCCGGUUCUUCUUACGGGUGAGACAGGAACGGGGAAAACGAGUACGGUUUCCCGUCUUGCCUCUCUCCUUCGCCAGCCGCUUGUCUCUUUGAACCUCUCGAACCAGACUGAAUCGUCUGAUCUCCUGGGUGGGUUCAAACCCGUCGAUGCGCGUGUGCCUGGAUCAGAGCUACAGGCACGAUUCCUAGAGCUCUUUGGCGGCACAUUCAGCAAGAAGAAGAAUGCGAAGUUCGAGGAGUCCGUCAGGAAAGCUGUUCAAGAGAGCAAAUGGAAGAGAGCCGUAGGACUUUGGACGGAGGCGGUCAAGUUGGCGAAGGCCAAGAUACAAACGAGAAUAGCGGAAGAGGAAAGUGCGGAACACAGCAGAGCAGCAGGGGAGGCACCACGCAAACGACGGAAAGUUAAUGAGUCAAAUCUCAGCACUUCGGAAGCUCAGUGGAGUAGUUUCGAACGCGACGUUCAGGCCUUCGAGGUACAACAUGUGCAGAGCAAGAGCAAAUUCGCAUUUUCCUUCGUUGAAGGACCGUUGGUUAAGGCAUUACGUUCUGGCCACUGGAUCUUGCUCGACGAAAUAAAUCUUGCAAGCGCUGAGACGCUUGAGUGCAUCUCGAGCCUUCUACAUGGUCCAACUGCAUCCGUAACGUUGACAGAGCAGGGCUCCUUAGAGCCUGUCCUUCGACAUCCCGAUUUUCGCUUGUUUGCAUGUAUGAACCCGGCGACGGAUGUUGGCAAGAAGGAUCUUCCUCCGAACAUACGAUCAGCAUUCACUGAGAUCGAUGUCUCACCUCCUGAUGCCGAUAAGGAGACCUUGCUCAGUAUAAUUACGCAGUACAUCGGAUCGUGCACGGUGGGCGAUAAAGGCGCGAUCAUGGACAUCGCAGAGUUCUACACUGCUGUCAAACAGUUAGCGGAAGAUCGUCAGAUUGCGGACGGCACCAAUCACAGGCCACACUACAGCAUGCGCACUCUGGCUCGUGCUCUCACCUUCACUGCCGAUAUGGCCAGCAUGUAUUCCUUGAGACGGGCGCUGUGGGAGGGGUGCCUGAUGACAUUUACGAUGGUCUUGGAUACUCCGAGCGCUGCUGCUGUUACUAUUCUAGCGCGAAAGCAUGUUCUCGCCGGUGUGCGCAACGCGGGUUCGCUCUUGUCCCAAGAGCCUCCUGCACCGAAGCCUGGGGAUGCGUUCAUCAAAUUCGGUCCUUUCUGGCUAGAGCGUGGUCCGCUCCUGCAGGAUCCAGUCGAUGACUACAUAAUGACACCUUCGGUGGAAGUGAAGGUUAUAAAUCUAGCUCGAGUCAUCGCAGCGAAGCGGUUCCCAUUAUUAAUAGAAGGGCCAACAUCUAGUGGAAAGACCAGCUCCAUCGAGUAUCUUGCCAAACGGACCGGCCAUCGUUUUGUUCGCAUCAACAAUCACGAGCAUACCGAUAUUCAAGAAUACCUAGGAACGUAUGUUUCGGAUGCAGUAACGGGGAAGUUAGUGUUCAAGGAUGGGUUGCUGGUGCGUGCCCUGCGCAAUGGCGACUGGAUAGUGUUGGACGAACUCAAUCUUGCUCCGACGGAUGUUCUCGAGGCCCUCAAUCGCCUGCUUGACGACAAUCGCGAACUUGUGAUACCGGAAACGCACGAGGUAGUAAGGCCACAUCCGCAUUUCAUGCUAUUCGCUACGCAGAACCCUCCUGGACUAUAUGCAGGACGGAAAGUACUAUCUCGUGCAUUUCGAAACAGAUUCCUCGAGAUUCACUUCGAAGAUGUGCCACAGGCCGAGUUGGAGACUAUUCUCUGUCAGCGUUGUCGCAUCGCCCCGUCAUACGGACAGCGAAUUGUGGCUGUCUUUCGCGAGCUGCAGAAGAGACGCCAGUCAAGUCGGGUUUUCGAGAGUAAACACGGCUUUGCCACGCUUCGAGAUUUGUUUCGAUGGGCUGGAAGAGACGCGUUGGACUAUGACGAGUUGGCAGCAAACGGUUAUAUGCUUCUCGCAGAACGCGCCCGUCGAGAAGACGACAAGGCAAUUGUGAAGGAAGUCAUUGAAACCAUCAUGAAAGUCCACAUCGAUGAGCGAAGUCUCUAUGACUUCCACCAGCCACACCGUGACCUCCCAGUGUUCCUUGGAUGUCCUCUUCCUCCGCCAGGUCAAGUGGUAUGGACGUCGGCAAUGCAGCGUCUUUUUGUCCUCGUUUCUCGGGCUUUGCGGUUCAAUGAACCUGUUCUACUCGUUGGAGAGACCGGUUGCGGGAAGACAUCUGUAUGUCAGCUGUACGCCGAGACAGUCUCGCAGACACUACGGACCGUUAACUGCCACCAGAACACCGAAACUGCGGAUCUGAUUGGUGGAUUGCGUCCGGUCCGCAACAGGGCGGCAUUGGAAAGCGAGACGGUCCGUGAGACAGUAUCGAUACUCGAGCGAUACGGGAUUGCAAAUGCGGAAACAAAUAUCCAGACACUGAUUACCACCGUCGAUCGGAUUGUCAAGUCCAAUGCUCACCAUGCCGCAGAAUUGAGCUCUUUGCAGGAAGUUCUUGCGAAGCUACAACGUCUGUUGGCGAUGUUCCAAUGGCGCGACGGCCCCCUUGUUGAAUCGAUGCGGAAUGGCGACGUAUUUCUCCUGGAUGAAAUCUCACUGGCGGAUGAUUCCGUUCUGGAACGUCUUAAUAGUGUGCUUGAGCCUGAACGUACCAUCGUUCUUGCGGAACGCGGCGGCGACACACUUGAGUUGCCUUGUACUAAGGCAGCGGAUAACUUCAAACUUGUGGCUACCAUGAAUCCAGGUGGCGAUUACGGCAAGAAGGAGCUGUCGCCGGCACUGCGGAACAGGUUCACGGAGAUUUGGGUACCAUCUGUCACGGAUCGAAAUGAUCUCGAGUGUAUUGUCGACAGCCUAUGGCGACAUGCGCCCUUGAGAGACUACACGGGACCCGUUUUGGACUUUGUGGAGUGGCUCUGCGCCCAGGCUAAUGAUCGCUCUAUCCUCAGCCUGCGCGAUGUUCUGGCGUGGGUCAAUUUCUCGAACGCCACGUAUCAUUCCUAUGGACAAGAGUGUAUGCCCCCUAACGAGCUCUUUCACCACGCAGCGAACAUGACGUUCCUCGAUGGUCUGGGUUCCAUGCCUCAGUUCAACUCAUACUCACGGAACGCGUUAGAAUUGCUCCGGAGGAGGGCGAUAGAGAAAGUACAAGACUUGGCGCCGCUUACGGAUUCUGCAGAGUAUACACCUUCGUUCGAUUCCGCGCUUCGUGUGCAGCUUGGAUCCUUUUCCAUCCCUCGAGGACCGAAGGAUCCUACUCCUCAGCAAUUCAGCCUCCAAGCUCCAACUACCCGCAGUAAUGUUCUACGCGUAGUGAGAGCAUGCCAAUUACCGAAGCCUAUCCUGUUGGAAGGAAGCCCCGGAGUUGGUAAAACAAGUCUAAUCGCUGCUUUAGCAAACAUCUGCGGAUACAAUCUGUGUAGGAUUAACUUGUCAGAUCAGACCGACCUUGUCGAUCUGUUCGGCUCAGAUCUUCCGGUUGAAGGCGCAGAAGCAGGGCAGUUUACUUGGAAGGAUGCAGAAUUCCUUCGAGCGUUGCAGCAGGGACAUUGGGUACUACUCGACGAAAUGAACUUAGCCCCGCAAGCUAUCCUUGAAGGUCUAAACGCAGUGUUGGACCAUCGAGGGACUGUCUACAUUCCCGAGCUCGGGCGUUCAUUCACUCGGCAUCCCUCUUUCCGAAUCUUUGCUGCGCAGAAUCCAUUACAUGAAGGUGGUGGUCGUAAAGGCCUGCCUAAAUCAUUCCUGAACCGCUUCACGAAGGUCUAUGUGCAAGAGCUUAAUCCACAGGAUUUACUACUAAUUUGCCAGAAGUUGUUCCCGCACUGCCCUGUGGAACAACUGGAAGGAUUAAUUGCUUAUACCUGCCGUCUCAACGAGGAGGUCGUUCUCAAGCGAUCCUUUGCUAGAGAAGGUGCACCAUGGGAGUUCAACUUGCGCGAUGUGAUUCGUUGGGGUACAUUACUACGGCAUUCAACCACGAGAAAUUAUGCGGCCCAGUAUCUCCCUACCAUUUUCCUACAGCGCUUCAGGUCUGAUUCUGACAGGGAGCAAGCACGAUCGCUUUUCGACAAUAUCUUCUCUGAUACACCCAGGAAAGACGCAACGAGGUUAUCCAUUUCACCAUCAUUCCUCCAGGUGGGACAGUUCUUCGCAUCUCGACAAGGUGUCUCUCGUGGUCGUCGCCCAGGUCGGAUACUCCAAACGCAUCUGACUGCCUUCGAGUCCGUGGGGAUUUGCCUGGAGAAUAGCUGGUUGACGAUUCUUACCGGACUGCGCGACAGUGGUAAGACAGCCUUGGUGCGACUGGUAGCUAAUAUGUGUGGCAGGGACCUUCAAGAGAUAUCCAUCAAUAAUGCAUCCGACACGACCGACAUUCUAGGCAGCUUCGAGGAGGUCGAUAGCAAUUACCGUGCAACUGCCAUCGUGAACGAUAUUAUCUCCCUGUUGGAUCAAGUAUCCAGCUCAUCUAGUGGGUCCAAACUUCACGUGUUUGCUGACUACAGUGCUUUGAAGAGGGCGACACGAGAUCGCCGGAUGGUGCACGCCUUUCCAGAAGUAGCCAAUCUCGCAUGCUCCCUUCUAGACAGGCUUGAAGACUUACCUGAGCCGUGGUGUACUCAGCGACGAAUACUUCGGGCGGACCUGAAGGCGAUAUCGCAUGGCGGCUCCGGAAGGCUGGAAUGGGUUGACGGCCCUCUCGUCCAUGCUUUGAGAGACGGUCACUGGCUUUUGCUCGACGGAGCAAACCUGUGCAGUCCUUCGGUUCUAGAUCGUCUGAAUUCCCUCUGCGAGGCUAAUGGUACUCUCACAUUGAACGAGAGGGGUCAAGUGGACGGCCAAGUGCAAGUUAUAAAACCCCAUCCGAAUUUCAGGUUGUUCAUGUGCGUCGAGCCCCAGUACGGGGAAUUAUCCAGAGCCAUGCGCAACCGAGGAAUUGAAAUCGCCCUUCUGAACACUUGGACCGAAGAGGACCGCAUACGCAUCAUGGACCACCUACGCCUUCCUGUCGUGUUUUCUGUGUUCUACCCCGACGUCAAAAAAUCUUCGAUCCAGUAUGAGCUAUUACGGAGAGGAGCAAUCACAGCUCCAGCGGCAUCUGCUCAACUCCUUGAUUCUAGAUGGCCUGCCCGCGGACUCUCCAGUAAUGACAGCGCUGUUUCCCUGUUAAUCGAUCUGGCUCCUUCGCUGCAACUAUCUUCGUCCAUGUCGGUACUGGAUUGUCAUGCUGCGGCGAAUUUUAUUAGCAGAAACCUGGUACCAGCUUAUCUGCCCUAUGUCUCACGCUUCCUCCAUGCAAGCUUCGCUUCCAUGAAUCCUCUUCUUCAAACAAUAUUGCAUAGCUUCUCUCAAUCUCAAUUACUCGGAAAGAUUUUGAACCAGAGAGGAAGGUUGCAUCGUUUAGGAUUACCGUACGAAUUUCUUGCUGUACAGCCGAUACCCUUCGAAGCGAAGUCACUGCCUCGUGCACUAUACAAGAGUGAGAUGGCCAAGAUCCCGUUUGAUGCAAUUCCCCGUGCAUUACGUGUGGUCAUUGCCCUGCACUUUGAGAAAGAACGUGCGAAGAAGAGGUCAGCCGAACAGAGCGCAGAAACCGGACGAGCAUCGAGACGACCCAUCGAGAAUGUCGGAAGAACACGCGCAGCAGAAGAGGCCAGAUUGUUGUUGCAAGCUGUUCGUAUCGCGACUCAGGACGUACUCCAAUCUUUCUAUGACGAAAGCGAGCCAACUGUACAGGCCGUCUUGGAUCUCACUUUGAAAUUGCUUUAUUACUCUCGCCAUUUAGCAACAGCUUUGCUGGAUACAUCAUUCAAUUAUUCCGUUGUUCAAGUCGUUGUCCGGUGGUUCAUCGAUGCACUGACUCUCCAUUAUCAUCACUUUGCACAGGUCGAGGCACAAGCGAAUGCCCUAGCGGAUGCGGUGGCACUUACCUCUGGUAGCGGUUUGACAGAGAUAUGGACUACGUUGACGAGCAACAGUAUGAACGAAGGUCGUAUGGCCAGAGUGUUUGAUGCGGAAAAGUUGAUGGACAAACUGUUGGAUCCAACUUCGCUCGAGCGUCGGUCACAGAUGCUUCAAGUUGCCGCAAUCUGGUGUAAUUCAGGCGUUGCAUCCAAUGCUGAACAACGCGAUGCGAUCCGGCUGGCAGAACGAUUGGAGAAGUGGUUUUCGAUAUCCCCGGGCAGUGUAGUUGAACCCAACGGCGCCGAGGUCACUCAGGUUGGGUUGACGUUCCUCACGAGUGAACUUUCCGCGUUGCAACGUGUUCUAUGUCGCGAACCUCUAAACGGCGAUUUAGUUGAGAAACGCCGCAAAUCCUUGAACGAGUUGUUGGAUCUCGGCCUCCAGAGCCUCAAUACGCCUCUGUCGCACCUCCUACCGUAUCAAUAUCUUCUCUGGGCAACGGACGAUCGAACACCUGAGGUGCAUCUGUCAUUUGUUGCUAUGGCGCACAAACAAUGGCUGCACGAGAUUUGGAAUAUAUCUUCAGAUCUCAAGGUCGACGGACCAUCUCACUUGUUCAUCCCAAUUGAGUUACAUGGCACGCUUUGUGACUGUGACUCAAACCACAAGUCAUUGCAAUCGCUUGCGCCUUACGAGCGAGCACUAUUACUACGGUUAAGGCUUUUCUCGACCGAUCUCACCGACCCCUCGGCAACUCGAGCGAGCCAAGUGACGAUGCUGCUCGUACAGACCAUCACAAUGAUCUGUUACUGCUUUCCAGAAGCAGGUGGUGGAAAUGAACAGCACGCUUCUUGUGCAUUUCACCAGCCGAUCUCAACUCUUCUUACGAUACUGGAUGAGAGCACGCAUCUGGGAUUCAAGAACGCAUACAGAAAACAUCUCCGUCCUGUCUUCCUUCGGAUGUCUGGUUCCCAUGACGCGCCGUCUAUCUCAUUAUCCGAUUUAGGUCGAUGUUGGAUUGCUCUGUCCGAAUUCCUUGUGGAAUUGUAUGUGCCCAGUUCACCCAUAGACCCUGCUGCCCUUCGACGCUGCCGGCAUGACUUCUGGGAGGACCAGUUCGCAAUGUUUUCUUUCGAGAAAGAAAUGUAUACGCAGUACGAGGCACGCGUAAUCAAACAGCCGACAGGGGCAGCAGAGAUAUAUCUGGAUUCACUGUUGCUGGAAGCAGAGAAGAACCGCGUAGAAGAUUUCUCGGAGGGCCAUGUGGUUAGGCGCAACGUCACCCGUCUACACGCCUACUGGGCAGAGGUCUCUCAAUUCUUGUCGCAUGUGAUCCCUCCUGCCAAGGUGGACGCAAUUGUUCUGGCUUUGAUGACUAGAAGUUCUCAUGCUUUGGCCAGAGAACAAGUUGUUCAGGAAUCUCUCACAUCCUUCUCUCAACGUCUCACCACAGCGUAUCCGGAUUACACGGAUGUCAGCGGACCAUUACAACUUGCUCUCCUUUCAAUGAAGCUUGGCUUGCGUCUAGUCUUAGACGAUCUUACACAUUCUGACGGCGACGUUGAUGAUGCCCACCACGUCAAUGCCCUCGUUGCUUUCCCUUCAGUGCAGAGCGCAAAAUUACUGCGCGAAAGUUCUGGAGUGUCUCACAACUCUGCGCUUGGUCCGCUGUUGGCGAAUUUCGCAGGAGUCACUCUAGAAGUUUCAUUGGGAGUCGAUCUGCAGACUCACAUGCAGGUCAUAGAGACAAUUUACGAACAGGCUUUUGGCCUGUGGCUCAUCGAUCGAGCUAGGAACGAAGAUAAGGACCGCGAAGCUCAGUCUCUUUAUCGCAAGCCUGGGAACAGUGCUGUCACAGAGGCCGAGAUGGAAGAACAGGACUUCUUGGAGAUAUUCCCUGAUUUUGAAAAUGCCUUGGAGCAGGAGGUAUCAUCCGAUCCAUCGAUUGAAGAGAAGAAAAGCCCACUCCUUGAUGAAGCCCAAGUCACGAGCCUUUAUCGUCUUCAUGAACUGCUUCUUGACCUUUCGUUGUCUCACCGAUCCGUAGCAGACGUUGCCUCGCAUUUCAUCCGAAUUCGAAGGUCUCUAGUGGCUUCCAUGCUUCAUGUCGGGAUAGCGUCCCUGCCGGAAAGUCUAGACCAGCGAAGUCGUCCAUUCCAGAUAGCCCUAUUGCACGACCGGCUGUCGGAGCUGCGUACUAAAUCUCAUGCAAAGGAAAAGCCCUAUGACUUUUAUCUCGACAGUAACAUUCCUGAAAUUCAGAAAGCCUUCCGAGUGUUGGAAGCUUUGCGUACCCGACUCGAUUUGCUCAUUCAGGAAUGGCCCGAUCAGAUGGUCCUGCGACAUUUACAGACUCGUUGCGACAGCAUCAUGAGCCUGAGUCUCACUAAUCCUGUUGCAAAGAUCCUGACCGCAUUGGAGCAGCUCCUGCUACAUACCGAGGACUGGGAGAAGUACAGCAACCGGGAUAACAGCCUAAAGGCACACCGGCAGAUCUUAACGGAGCUCAUCGUGGACUGGCGACGUCUAGAGUUGGCUUGUUGGCAGGACUUGUUGCGAACUCAAGCACUCUCUUUUUCAAAUGGAGCGUUUGAGUGGUGGUUCCAUCUGUAUGAAGCUGUUGUUCAGGGCGUCAUCACUGCAGCUCAUGAAGAAGAAGAAGAAGCAUCUGAUCGAUCGACCGAUUAUUUCGACAAGCUUGUUCCUCUAUUAGACGACUAUGUCACCCGCAGUCCGAUUGGCCAAUUCGAGGCCCGCUUGCAGCUACUCUCCACCUUCGAGGUGUACAUUGAUAAUAUUAUCCCUACGAAGGCAAUUCGGGCGUUAAAGGCUCUUCGACGCGUCCAAUGCAUCUUGCAAUCCACUAUCUCCUACUACAGUCAAUAUUCAGGCAACAUUUCGACAGCUCUGAAAGUUCAACGAGACAAGUUGGAGAAAGACAUGCGAAACGAUAUCAAACUUGCUAGUUGGAAAGACGUCAAUGUCCACGCGUUGAAACAAAGUGCUCAGCGGACACAUAGACAAUUGUACAAGUGUAUCCGAAAAUUCCGUGAUGUGCUUCGCCAGCCUGUCAGCGAAUAUAUGCAACCGGCCUCUCAGGAACUCGGGGCGUCGCAUUCGCCCUCUGUGAAGCAUGGAUUUUCUACUGUUUUGCAGAGACCAAGUGUUUCGAUCCACGCCUUUCCCUCUGCUUCAGAUCUCCCUCAGCAUCUGGCGAACCUGGACAGAACAUUCAGCAAUUUCGAGAUGUUGGUGACUGGUCGUGUCAACUCUCUCAUCGGGUCAUACUCUCCUAUUGCUAUGGACGGCCUCGCUACCGAUAUCAUCACGGUCUCAAAGUCUCUAGCAAAGCUGUCGGUCCCAGCUAAUCUGGCGCCGGCGCAACGCGAGAAACUGUCGAAGUCCUUCAUGCUACGAAAACGGAAAGCCUGGAGCGACCUGCUAAAGGAGCUGAAACGUGUGGGUUUUGCAUCAAACAUGAGGCCGCGCGUUUUGGAACAACAAGCAAGUCUACGUUGGCUCAGAGAACAGCCGCAGAUGACGUCGUACACACACCCACUAUCAUCGGCGGAGAAGGGAGAAGAAUACUUGAACCGCCUGGUGAGCACAUUCCCAGUUUUGAGGAUGCUCCUUUCUAGCCAUCACGAAGACGUAUCAACUCGAGAAUUGCAACGAGGAAUAUUGUUGCUCGAAUCGGGUUUCGAGUUUGCAUUGGGUAGUCGAUCAUGCGUCAGCAAUACGCUUCACGCGUAUAAGGAACUCAAGAACGUGGUAUCGCGCUGCCACAUGUUGCUAUCCUCCAAAGUGGUCUCGUCUGGUUCCGAAAUGAUGUCCCGUAUCACGAACGUAAAGGAUACAACGUGUAAAUUGACUCAUGCUCUAAAUGAGACACUAGGUCAUUUGCGGGACUACGAGAUUCACCAGCCUGGUACAGUCAUCCCUUCGGUGGUUCUUCAGGAGAUCGAAGAAUCGUCGAACACUUCCAGGGACUUUUCACGUGUGUUGGGCACAAUCGUUCAGCAUAUGCGCUUAACAGAAUGUCCGGUGCUACUAGAAGGUGAACGUGCUGUCUUAUCUCAAGCGAUGGAUCAUAUCACUUCGACCAUGGACAUGCUUCACAGAUGGUCUGAAUGUGGACACCCCGUUGACUAUUUCGUAGUGCCCGUCGUCGAAUGGUUAGAAGGAUGCCAACUUCUGCCCACUCCUGAGGCAACUCAACGACACACUACCGACAGCACUGGAUCAUUAAUAACUACUCUUCUUGUCAACAUUCAAGCAGUCUUGUCUCUUCCUCUGAAUACCUCUCUUGAACCUCCAUCAGAUUGCAGGGAACAUUUCAUUCGAGAAGAGCACCGUGCUCUCAUUCAGAUCACCCGCUUACUUGGACUCGAAGACGUGUUGGAACAAACUACUACAAUUUUUGGGGAACUCCUUGCAUGCCCUCCAGAUGAGCAACGGGAGAGAAUAUCCCGCAUACUCCCAUUCCUGGAUCGCUAUGUCGAACUGGCUGAAGUCCAUCUAUCCAACCACUGUGAAUGGACUAAGGCCCUCCUCAAACUCGAUUACGUUAUUUGUUCAGUUAUGCGAACGGUUGCCAAGGAAGGUUUCUGCAAACCUCCCGAUACGGAAGAAGCUGGGCCAGGCGAGGAAGGAGCUGAGCGAGCCGGUGGAACAGGACUAGGAGAAGGUACCGGCGAUGAAAAUGUCAGCAAAGAGAUUGCAGAGGAAAGUCAAGUCGAGGGCAUGCAAGGAGAGGACGGAGAUGCAGACAAAAAAGUAGAAAGAGCAGAGGAAGGAAACGCGGUGGAGAUGAGUGAAGAUUUUGACGGUCAAAUGGAGGACGUCCCAGAAAAUGAAUCUGACCAGGAGCAGGAAGAGCAGGAUGAUGAGGAGGCUCCGGAAGAGCAGUUGGGCAGUUUGGACGCAACUGAUCCGUCCGCCAUCGAUGAAAAGCUAUGGGGAGACGAAUCGGGUCCUCGAGAUGCGCAGAAUCGUUCCAAAGCUGACCAAGACCACUCGACCCGACAACAAAGUUCCGAUGUCGUAGCCAAAGACGAACAAGAGAGCAUCAAGCCUCCCGCACCACAUUCUCCCAAGACAGGUGGUGAGCAACAAAUGGAAGGAACAAUGGAAGAGACUACAGAGGAAGAUGCAGACCAGGAAGACAAUGGCGAUAAUGGGGCACCCAUGGAUGACUAUAUUCAAGAUGCGAAUACUCUGGAUUUACCUGAAGACAUGAAGCUCGAUUCUGCACAGGACGUGCCAGAUGCCGACGAUGAUGAUAUUAGCAUGGAUGAUGCAGUGGAGGAUGCGGAAGAUACGCGCGAAGAUCUAUCCAGUGGUUCUCCGGAAGGGGAAGAUGAACCAAUAGACGAAGCUGCCGUUCAAGCGCAGGUGGAUGACAGUAGUCCUCCAGCAGAUACUCGUGAGGAUGAAGAAACUGCCGUCGCCCAGCCAGAUCUCCAUACAGAUGCAGGGGACGGGUCAGACAAGGGAGACUCACAUGGAGGAGCACGAAGCGAAGGAGCAGCACAGAAUGAGACUUGCGAUGCCACUAACGGUGGAGCUUCCUCGACUGAAACGUCGAAAGGUGAAAUUGGCGCUUCCCCGUACGAUGAGACAAUAGAAAGCCAGCAUACUGUCGAACAGCAGACGUCCAAAGGCCCGGAGAGCAACGAUUGUCCUACAGGGGUGGACGGUAACGCCGAUUCCGCUGGCACAAGACAAGGACUCGUCCCCUCUUCUGUAUCCGGGCCGCAUUCAUCAUCCAAUGCUCGACGUAGCCUUGGUGAUGCAAUGCGGGAGAUCAUUCAGCGCUUCGACGAAAUCAUUGACGCAGAGGACUCAUACGAUCAGAAGACGGACGAGAUGGAUGCGUCUAGUGCACCUCAGCUAGAGUAUCUGCAGGCCGAUGACGACAGUCGUCAGAUGCAAGCAUUAGGCCCUGCGCGUCAAGAAGAGGUCGCCAAAUUGAGUGAACUCAAGUUCACCGAUGCCAGUAAUCAGACCGAGAACAUUGUCUUACCCCCGGAGGGCGAACUUGACGUGCCGAGUGUCCAUGAACAGCAGCGCCCACAUCCAAUGCCUCUGUCAGAUCCCCGGCCCGUAGCGGGAGCGGGCGAUGGUGUGGAGAGCGCACUUACUCGACAUGAGAUCCUCUCGCAGCUUUCUAGCGAACAUGUCGGGGAAGACAAAGCUGCUGUGCCUAAUCUGGAGGUGUCGACGGAACAUCAUGUACCGGACGAUACUUCAGAAAAUGUCGAGGUCCGUUUGCGAGCGUGGCAAGCGGAAGGUCAGCCUGAUAGCAGCGCCCAGGACAUCUGGCGGUGUUAUGAGUCCUUGACUCACGAUCUAUCCUAUGCGCUCUGUGAGCAGCUACGUCUUAUCUUGGAACCAACCCUGGCGACCCGGCUGAAGGGUGACUAUCGCACCGGGAAGCGGCUGAAUAUGAAGAAAAUCAUCCCCUACAUCGCCAGCGAGUUCACCAAGGACAAGAUUUGGUUGCGCCGUACCAGACCUAGCCAACGAGAAUACCAAGUCCUCAUCGCACUCGAUGACUCCAAGUCCAUGGCGGAAUCACAUUCCGUUCAUUUGGCAUAUUCGACACUGGCGCUUGUUUCACGGGCGCUAGGACGUUUGGAAGUGGGCGAUAUCGCUAUAGCCAAGUUCGGAGAGUCGGUGGAUAUUCUUCACAGCUUUGAAGGCGGACCAUUCACAGACCAGGCCGGUGCAAAGAUCAUGACUGCGUUCCGUUUCGAUCAGAAAGCAACUCAGGUCCUAUUACUCGUCGAGAACAGCUUGCGGCUACUGCAGGACGCUAGAGAACGGCGGUCCAUGAUGUCCUCGUCUGCGUCUGACCUCUGGCAAUUGGAGAUUAUCAUCUCUGAUGGUAUUUGCCAAGACCACGAGCGUCUGCGUACCGUGCUGAGAAGAGCGGAGGAACAGCGUGUCAUGAUCGUCUUCAUUAUCCUCGACUCACUCCAUACCAAGGUCUCUUCCACUGGGCAGGGAGGCAGCGGCAACUCCAUCCUGUCCAUGAACCAAGUGGCUUACAAGACGGUGAACGGGCGAAUGGAUUUGCACGUGGAACGGUACUUAGACACCUUCCCGUUUGAAUACUACUUGGUGCUCAGGGAUGUGGAAGCUUUGCCGGAGGUGUUGUCGGGGACAUUGAAGCAGUUUUUCGAGAGGAUUUCGGAAGAAUGA